AUGUGUCAGCAAAAACUGAAAACAAGCACAGUAUAUAAGUUCUUUAGCGUUGACAGCGUGCCAGAGUCGCUCGUUGUGUCUUGUGUGAAGAGAACGCCUCGCCCGCUGCAGCUCAGAAUGGAGUCCUAUCCCGGUCUGUCUGAUCUGGCUCUGAGAACGAUGUCAACUUUAACGGAGGAAGAAAUGGGAGAAAUGCUCGGAUGGAAAGUCGUAGACCCCGAGACAUUGUUUAAAACCUCACCUGUACCUGAUACGGUUGUCGCAACUCCAGCUCAAACUGAACCAAAAGAUCCGAGGAAACGAAGGAAGUAUACGCGCAAGGCUGCAGCCAAAAAGGUCGUCGACGAUUCAUCGAGAUCAACUCUGUUGCACUGUCUUAGUGCUGAUGAGUGCAAUGCAGCAAGUUGUCAACAUGUGAAGCAGUUUUUGCAGAGGUUGUUUGCUUUCUGUACUGUCAAAAUGCUAAAUGUGUGA
Frankliniella occidentalis (western flower thrips) is the source of this 474-nucleotide messenger RNA. RefSeq lists its product as uncharacterized. The transcript is spliced from 3 exons. Lineage: Eukaryota; Metazoa; Arthropoda; Insecta; Thysanoptera; Thripidae. Bases 1 to 474 code for a protein of 157 amino acids. The record is from RefSeq and is a predicted model, not a curated record.